UUCUUGACCUCAAGCGAUCCAUGCUCCUCGGCCUCCCAGAGUGCUGGGAUUACAGGCAUGAGCUACCUGCCUGGCCUAUUCCCUUGAGCUUUUAAAAAGGGCCUUGGAUGGAGGAGGUGCACAUGCUCACCAAGCCCACAGAAUGCUUCAACCCUACCAACUUCCUGGACAGCGCUACCAACUUCCUGGACAACGCUACCAACUUCCUGGACAAGGGCAAGUUCCAGGGCAAUGACCCUUUCAUGCCCUUUGCCUCAGGUGCGGGCAGGGGAGGAAGGCGACCAGCCUGGACCGGCUCUGGGGUGCAUGGUGCUCACUAUGCACCCGUGUACCUGGGAAAGCAGAUGUGCCUGGGCGCAGGCCUGGCCCAGUUGGAGAUCUUCCUAUUCCUUACAGCCACCCUACAGAGGUUCCUGCUCCCUGUGGUAAACCCUGGCACCAUCAACCUCACCUGCAGUUCACUGGCCUGGGCAGUGUCCCCCCAGCCUUCCAGCUCCAGCUAGUGGCCUGCUGAGGUCAGGCUCCGCUGUAGUGGGCUCACUGGCCCUCAAACCUCCGCACCCUCCUUGGUCAAUAAAGGCCCUAAACUGCA
This is a messenger RNA of Macaca mulatta (Rhesus monkey), 592 nucleotides long. NCBI's taxonomy places the organism in Eukaryota, Metazoa, Chordata, Mammalia, Primates, Cercopithecidae. The record is from RefSeq and is a predicted model, not a curated record.